Molecule: messenger RNA, 1505 nt
Organism: Eutrema salsugineum
Lineage: Eukaryota; Viridiplantae; Streptophyta; Magnoliopsida; Brassicales; Brassicaceae
Product: protein ALTERED XYLOGLUCAN 4-like
Exons: 3
Coding region: 121-1401 (426 amino acids)
Cellular component (GO): Golgi apparatus
Molecular function (GO): O-acetyltransferase activity
Source: RefSeq, a predicted model, not a curated record
CCUUUCUCCUUCCUUUCAUCUUCCUAAAUUUUUAUUUUUACUGCCAAAAAUAAAGUUUAGAGACACAGAAUAAAAGGCAAAUCUCUCCGCGUGUAUUUGGAAAAACAUAUAUAUGUACAUAUGCGUGGGUAUGUUUCUUGGGAUGAUCGACAUGCAACAAUGAAAUCAUCAUCGAUUUUCCGUGAAAAUUCAGAGAAAACAGAGAGAUGGAUAGUUACGAACAUGGGGAGAUUAACGCCAUUACUCUUGUCUUCUCUUUGUAUAACUCUCUUCUUCACCGGUUUCUUCGUCUACCAUCAGAAUCCUUUUAAACCCAUUUCCGAUCGACAGUUUCUCUCCCUCCAACCUCAAAUCGAUCCUAAGUGUGAUUUGUUCAAGGGACAUUGGGUUCCAGACAAAAGAGGAUCUUUGUACACGAACUCAAGCUGUUCCACGAUUCCUGACUCGAAGAACUGCAUAAAACAGGGGAGACCAGACAGAGAUUUCUUGUCCUGGAGAUGGAAACCCGAUGGCUGCGAUCUACCGAGGUUUAACCCUAAGGCAUUUCUCAGUAUGGUUCAAGGAAAGAAGAUGAAUUUUAUCGGUGAUUCUGUAGCAAGGAACCACAUGGAAUCUCUUCUCUGCUUGUUGUCAAGGGAAGAAACACCCAAGGAUAUCUACACGGAUGAUGAAGAUAGAAACAGGAUUUGGUACUUUCCAAACCAUGAUUUCACUCUCUCGACCUCGUGGACUAAGUUUCUUGUGGCGGAACGAGAGAGGAGAGACGUUAACAAUACAGGAACUGGAUUGUUUGAUUUAGAUAUUGGCAAGAUCGAUCAAGGUUGGUCUAAGGAUCUACCAAAUACAGACAUUGCUAUUAUCUCGGCUGCUCAUUGGUUCUUCAGACCAAUAUUCAUACAUAGAGGAGACGAGUCGCUUGGUUGCAUCUACUGUAACUUACCAAAUAUGACACAAAUUACACCAGAAGAAGGGUUUAAGCUUGUUUAUUCAGCGUUUUUUAAGCACAUCGUAGAGUGUGAGAAGUGCAAGGAAGAUUUAGUGACGGUCCUGAGGACUAUUUCACCUGCCCAUUUCGAGAAUGGGACUUGGGAUACAGGUGGAUCUUGCAGCAGGACGAGUCCUUUUGGUGAAAACCAGAUUGACCUGGAAAGCAACGAGAUGAAGAUCAGGACAUCACAGAUUGAACAGCUUGAAAGAAUAACAAAACAAGACCACAAGGCAAAGAAGUUUGCGGUUUUGGAUGUGACUAAGGUUAUGAUGAUGAGACCUGAUGGCCAUCCGAAUGGUAACUGGGGAAAUAAAUGGAUGAAAGGUUAUAAUGAUUGCGUCCACUGGUGUUUGCCAGGGCCAAUUGAUGCGUGGAACGAGUUUCUAAUGGCGAUAAUUAGACGGUUAAGAUGAUGAUUUGUGGAUAAAUACUGUAUAAAAACCAUUCUUUUACCUUCAACUUAUGAAUAAGUAUAUCACAGAUGUAAUUUUUUGCUGCGGCUUCUAGAACAUCUGAU